Molecule: messenger RNA, 1836 nt
Organism: Dioscorea cayenensis subsp. rotundata (Guinea yam)
Lineage: Eukaryota; Viridiplantae; Streptophyta; Magnoliopsida; Dioscoreales; Dioscoreaceae
Product: protein trichome birefringence-like 26
Exons: 4
Coding region: 192-1535 (447 amino acids)
Cellular component (GO): Golgi apparatus
Molecular function (GO): O-acetyltransferase activity
Source: RefSeq, a predicted model, not a curated record
GACAACAUUUUUUGUGGUGGGGCCACUAUAAAAAAUCACAUGUCAUCAUGUAUAAACAUGCUUAAUGAAAUAACCACAGCUAUUGUGGUGCUAUAAAAUCAUCAAUACAACAACACAUUGAAAACCCAGUUGGAAGGGGGUGUUAGCAUCAGCUUGUUCUCCUGUGCUUUUUUUGGUGAGCACAGAUUGCAAUGGCAGAUAAGGAUGUGGUAGGGGACCAUGAACCACUGCUUUCACAGGAGGGUUUGAGGAGGAGUAGCAUUAGCUUGGCAUUCUUCAAGUUCAUUGGUGCUGUCCUAUUGGCCAGUGCCGCUUGCUACCUCUUCAUAGGCAACUUCAACGCAUGGACACCAGAGACCGAAAACCACUCCUUGCCAUUGGAGGAACAAGAUGGAUUGAAUAUAAGGCCUUUGAGGAAGGAAUCUAGUGUUAGAGAACAGCAGUUAAAGAAAGAAGUAUGUGAUCUGUCUGUUGGGGAGUGGGUACCAAACCCUGAAGGACCAGCGUACACAGAUAAAACCUGUGAUGGGAUACCAGGGUAUAAUAACUGCCUGAAGAAUGGGAGGCCUGAUAGAGGUUAUCUGUACUGGAGAUGGAAACCAAGAUUCUGUGACCUGCCUCCCUUUGAUCCGGUGACAUUUCUGGAUGCAAUGCGCGAUAAAUCAUGGGCAUUCAUUGGAGAUUCCAUUUACCAAAACCAUGUGCACUCCUUACUCUGCCAACUUUCUCAGGUAGAAGAACCUCAAAUUUUAUAUCAUGACCAAUCCUUCGACAUAAUAACAUUUUACUUUCCAUCUCACAACUUCACAAUCUAUGAGAUUUGGGCUCCACUUUUGGUACAAUAUGAAACUAUCGAUAACGCGGGUGAUUCCUCUCAAAAGUAUAUGAACCUUCAUCUUGACAUCCUGGAUAGCAAGUGGACCAGAUUCUAUAACCAAUAUGAUUAUAUGGUGCUCUCGGGCAGCCCGUGGUUCUACAAACCAAGCAUUAUAUUUGAGAAAAGUGAAGUCAUUGGUUGCCAUUACUGUCCUGGCUUGGAACUCAAAGAAUAUGGGGCUGCUAGGGCUUAUCGGAAGGCACUUCAAUUGACUCUCAACUUCAUUGCUGCAUCUGAACACAAGCCCUUUGUCAUUGUUAGAACAUGGCCACCAAGCCACUAUGAAGCUGGAGACUCACCUACUGAAAGAAUUUGCAAUAGGACUAAGCCAUUCAGAGAAGGGGAAAUAAGUGGUGCUCCUGCAGACCUUAACAUGAGGGAAGUUGAAAUUGAGGAGUAUGAGAAGGCUGCACCCAUUGGAGCAAGGAAUGGGGUAAGAAUCGAGCUUCUUGAUUUUUACCAUCCUUUCCUCUUGCGACCUGAUGGGCAUCCAGGUCCUUACGGUACUUACCAUCCAUUUGAUGGUGGUAAAAAGCAGAAUGAUGAAAACGACUGCAUUCAUUGGUGCUUGCCAGGUCCUAUUGACAAUGUGAAUGACAUGCUAAUGAAGAUGGUCAUCAAUGGAGAUAUUCAUGACUCCGCUUCUGCUAUGCUCUAGAUUAAUGCAGGACCCUCCCGGCGGUAAUUUAAUUUUCAGUGUCUGGAUAAGUGCUGCAUAUGCUCAAGAUUCUGCUUCCGUUGGGUUUCUGUUCUGAUGCUCAUCAAGACUAUAUAACUCCAAGGACCUAUAAUGCUCCAUUACGAGAGAAACACCUCUCUCUCAUACUCAUUUAUGUAUGACAGUCUUCAUUAUAUGUAUGACAGUCUUCAUUCAUAUAUAUAUAUAUAUAUAUAGCUACAUGAUCCAAGAAUAAAGAAGGCCCAGAAUCAAGUGCUUUAUAUGGAUCUUUAAUUCUUUA